CCCCGGUGAUGUCAGCGUGCUCUGCAGUUGUGUGGCUGGGUCCCGGAUUUGUGUGUCUCCUCCGGAGAGUACGGUGCUGAGAUCUCCAUCUGCCGGUCCCCUCACCCGGAGCCGCCAUGUGGAUGUGCGGAGAUGAGUCGCGGGGGAGGCUCCUCGCCCUGUGCUGUGUACAGAUCAUGAUCUCGUUGUGUCUGGCUGAUGACCACUGUGAUGACAAAAGUUGUUCAGCCACAAACUGGGUCAACCUGUGGUAUGUCUGGCUGAUUCUGGUCACCAUAUUUCUUCUCCUGCUUUGUGGGACCACAGCCAGCUGCAUAAAGUUUUGCUGCAAAAAGAAGAAACCGCCUGCGCAAAAUUUAUCAACUCAUCCCUAUGAAGUGACUGUGAUCGCCAUCGACAAUGACAGCACCAUUCACAGCACCAUUCACAGCACCGUCACCUCUUACAGCUCGGUGCAGUAUCCUCACAUGUUUGCAUUUGGUGAUAUGGACAGAAGUGCAAUGUCUCCUCCAGCUUACAGCCUCUAUGCUCUAGAGCUCCCUCCAGCCUAUGAAGAAGCAAUAAAAAUGGCUAAGCCUAGUGGAGAUGUUGGUCCCUCUGUUGCUGGCCCAAAGCUAGAGGACAUCAGUGAACACGAUGGACCUGAAGAGGACCAAGAUCAGCAGCAAGCAUCAUCAAAUGACACGGACUCACCACCUCACUAUGAUGAGGCUGAAAUUACCCAACCCCAGGUCCACUGAUGACUAACUAUAGACCAGAAGCCUGUGCUUCCCGGGGCUUGGCAUGCAAUCUUCAAGGAUCAAGUUCUGCUACAGAUGCCAGGGAGCAAGAGCCCACCUAAUCUUGUCUGUAGUGCUGUGACCUACAUAUAAGGCUGGAACUUUGUGAGCAAUGUGGCCCCAUGCUAGCCAGCAUCAUGUGAACAGAAUAUUAAUACCCGCCACGUGUUCAGGGCAGACCUGGCGUCUCCAUCUCUGCAAACUGAUAGUGGACGGUCUUCCCCUGUGUUGCAAACACUCCUGGAAUCACCCUCUGCCAUAGAUGCAGACUAGCUGUUUGGAUUGUCCACAAUGGGUGUAAAUCAUAUGCAAACUUUUUUUUUUUUUUUUUU
Molecule: messenger RNA, 1111 nt
Organism: Rana temporaria (common frog)
Lineage: Eukaryota; Metazoa; Chordata; Amphibia; Anura; Ranidae
Gene: TMEM52
Product: transmembrane protein 52
Exons: 5
Coding region: 117-740 (207 amino acids)
Source: RefSeq, a predicted model, not a curated record